This is a messenger RNA of Symbiodinium sp. CCMP2592, 420 nucleotides long. The record is from the annotation of a GenBank genome assembly. NCBI's taxonomy places the organism in Eukaryota, Dinophyceae, Suessiales, Symbiodiniaceae.
AUGGGAAGCGCAAGUGCACCCAUGGCGAAACCUACCCACUGCUUCGAGUUUCAGAUCAAUGGGCAGAAGUACUCCUUCGACACGGUGAAGAGCGAUGUAGAGAAGCACUCUCUACCACCCUAUCAGGGCUUCAUGGUCAUCCCAGGUCCAGUGAACGUACCCCUUCAAGAACAGGACGAGGUGUGCGACUUCACAAUCUACCAAGUGGACAAACCAGAUGAGAGGAAGAUCUUCCCAUCUUUGAGAGCCACUGAGUUGCUGCGGAAGCUGAAUACACCGCACAAGGCCGGAACCAGGCCAUCCGGCGAGACCUACGAGGAGUGGGCCGAAUGGGAGAAGACGUCGCGAACCAGCAUUCAGUUCACGGCCUUCGACAUCAGCGCACGAGAUGUGCCUGGCAGCAGCUUUUUCACGAGGUGA